AUGGAAACAAGUGCAAGCCCUGAGCACAACUUGAUGAUCGAUGGAAGUGCUUCGCCAACUCUGCAAAUUGACCCUAGAAGAGCCCGGUUUCCAUGCUGCAUUGUGUGGACACCCCUUCCUGUUAUUUCAUGGUUGAUUCCUUUCAUUGGCCACAUUGGCAUAUGCAGAGAAGAUGGUGUGAUUUUGGACUUUGCUGGGCCCAAUUUUGUGUGUGUGGAUAACUUUGCUUUCGGAGCAGCGACUCGCUACAUCCAAAUAAGCAAAGAAAAGUGUCACUCUAUUCCCAAUCCAUCUGUGUGUCAAAGCGAGGAUCAAUACGGGCAGGAUGAACCUGGAAGAGACAUAAUGACAUGGGAUGAUGCACUUCGGAAGGGCACGCAGGAAUUCCAACACCGAUCUUAUAAUAUUCUUACCUGCAAUUGCCACUCCUUUGUAGCCAACAACCUAAACAGGUUAGGCUUUCGUUCUGGUGGGUGGAAUGUGGUGAACCUUGCAGCUCUGAUCUUCCUCAAGGGUUCAACCUUCCUAACUUACUUAGGAUUCUUCACGGCCUUUCUUGUUGGAUGGUUUCUUCUUGGUACUUACUGUUUCAAGAGUUUGAUCCAUUUGUAA
Messenger RNA from Prunus armeniaca (apricot), 612 nucleotides. Lineage: Eukaryota; Viridiplantae; Streptophyta; Magnoliopsida; Rosales; Rosaceae. The record is from the annotation of a GenBank genome assembly.